UCAACGGUGUAAAAUAUGGUUCCGUUUAAGUCAAAAAUUGUGGCAUCCUUAACACUUACUGCACUUUUAAAACAUUUCUUUCAGAACCGCGUGGAGAUCAAUGACGUUGAGCCUGAAGUUUUCAAGGAGAUGAUGUGCUUCAUCUACACAGACAAAGCGCCAAACCUGGACAAGAUGGCCGACGACCUGCUGGCAGCAGCUGACAAGUACGCCUUGGAGAGACUUAAAGUCAUGUGUGAGGACGCGCUCUGCACCAGUCUGUCCGUGGAGAACGCCGCCGACAUCCUCAUCCUCGCCGAUCUGCAUAGCGCCGACCAGCUUAAAACCCAGGCAGUCGACUUCAUCAACUAGUGAGUUCAGACGCAGGAAAGAUCCUCAUCACUUGUAAUUGGGUUUCCAACACCUUUGCAGACUUGCAGUUCCUCCGUGUUCGCUGUACAUUUGGACUCGGUUCUGGUGUCAGUUUGUUUCGUCUCCUCCUGCAUCCUGGCGUCAUUACUGAAGGACCCAGGACUCUCACUCUGCAUGUGGCCGUAUGCUCUCACCCACUUAAUAACUGAAUUUCAUAUGCGCUCAUGUUGAGCCGAAUAUAAAGUAGUAAUAAAAGCCGGGGAGAUUUUUGUGGGGAGGAUCAGGACUUCUGACUCCUCUGUUGUCACCUCCUCGGUUGCUGCAGAUGACGGUGUGAUCGACUCUACUUCAGCUUUUGCACAUCUAUAUAGGGACGAGUGAAACAUGCAUGAGGGAGGAUCUCUGUAUUUCAGAUGCUUUGAAAUCCCAGAUAUUAAAAACAAAAAAAUAUUUCUACGAGGUAGGAAUAAUUCUUUGCACCCACACUAGGAACCUUCAAUAAGCCCUUAAAACUUUGUAGUUCCUUUUUUUAAUCAUUUCAUAUUUUUGUGGAGUAUAUGUCGCAGUAGCCAAAAAAAAAAGCAUAAUAAAAAAAACAUAUUUUGGAGUAUAAGUCGAUUAUUUAUUUAUUUUGAGGAGCUCUACUAAAGUCAUCCGUAAGCACGUCUCUAUGUUCACGAGAUCAUUCAGUAGUUUUCUUUUUCAAUAAAAUUUACUUUC
Oryzias melastigma (Indian medaka) is the source of this 1071-nucleotide messenger RNA. RefSeq names its product speckle-type POZ protein-like. Gene Ontology annotation, cellular component: cytoplasm; nucleus. The transcript is spliced from 2 exons. Bases 16 to 351 code for a protein of 111 amino acids. NCBI's taxonomy places the organism in Eukaryota, Metazoa, Chordata, Actinopteri, Beloniformes, Adrianichthyidae. Gene Ontology annotation, molecular function: ubiquitin protein ligase binding. The record is from RefSeq and is a predicted model, not a curated record. Gene Ontology annotation, biological process: regulation of proteolysis; proteasome-mediated ubiquitin-dependent protein catabolic process.